AUGACCAACCACACUCAUCACAAACACGAAAGACCCCUUGUGGCAGUUCUUGGAGCUGGUGUCGUCGGUCUCACCACUGCACUCCUCCUCCAGUGCAACCACUAUGACGUCACGAUUAUCUCGGACGAGUUCCCGUGGGAGGACAAGCCCCGUCCAGACUAUGCGUCCCCAAAAGCUGGUGCCCACUGGCGGUCGAUGUGUGACGAAGACGACGAGCGGGCCAAAGGGUAUGACACGGUGUCGUACAGGACGUUCCAAGAACUGGCCAAGGACCCAGAAUCGGGUGUUAAUAUCCGGGAUGCGAUCGACUAUUUUGACUUCAAUCCUACGGGACAUGAGGGUCGGGAUCCAUGGUGGUCCAAGGUCGUUGACGACUUCAAGAAGAUCCCUUCGACAAACGCAGCCUUCCCAAUCGCCUACUCCUACAAGACCCCCGUCAUCACCCCAGGCAUCUAUCUCAAGUUCCUCCUCCACCAGUUUAAGAAAGCAGGAGGACAUGUUCAACACCGCAAGUUGUCACAUGUUACUGAGGCGGCGCUCUGGGUCGGGACUAAACCUCGACCGGUCAAGAUUAUUGUCAACUGUACGGGAUUCCAGGCAAGGCACCUAGGAGGCGUGAAUGAUUUGAGGAAUUUCCAGACCCGUGGACAGACAGCUGUUAUACGCGCUACGUGGAUCCGUGAGACUGUUACCUGGAUCUCCAAGUCUGGGUCGAUCAUGUAUGUCAUCCCACGGUCGAACGGCGACGUGGUCCUCGGAGGAUCCCACGAGGCGUACCAAAACAACGAGUCAGUAAGCGGGACAAAGACAACACACAUCCUCAAGACAAUCCUUGACCGGUACCCCAAGAUCCUCAGCCCUGGAUCCUCCGAUGCCUACGCCUCCAGCCCAGACCUCCUUUCCAAGUUCGACAUCGUGGAUCAGAAGGUUGGGUUCCGACCCUCGCGGCUUGGUGGCGUGCGCGUUGAGGUCGAGCAUGGACGCACGGGAACGGGACAGCAUGUUCUUAUCGCCCACAACUAUGGCCAUGGAGGCGCUGGUAUUUUUCAUGCUCUGGUGGUGUUUGCAGGAAUGCUCUGUCGCUACUCUUGA
Messenger RNA from Linnemannia hyalina, 1092 nucleotides. The record is from the annotation of a GenBank genome assembly. NCBI's taxonomy places the organism in Eukaryota, Fungi, Mortierellomycota, Mortierellomycetes, Mortierellales, Mortierellaceae.